AUGUCCGCCAAAGCUACGGCCGCCCGCCAACCCCCGGCCGGCGCCCCCUCGAACGCCUCGUCGCCUACCCAAUCUGGAAAUCGCGGCUCUCCCGUCGUCGGCAUUCUCAAAGCCACGGCGCUGAUGGCCGUCGCCGGGCUUGCGUCGUCCGUCUCGCAGCUCAGCCUGUCCCCGGUCUACGGUAGCAUCCCGGCGGCGAUCUGGCACCAGAAGAGCUUGAUGUUCACCGCUCUGGUUGUCCUUAUCAACAAGAGCGUUUUCCAGCGUAUCUUUCCGAAAAACGUCCAGGCAUGGGUUCCCGUUCUGGCAUUCUGGAGCCUCCCGAUCCAGAGUGUCCUUUUCCAGUAUAGUUCCAUCCUUGGCCCCGUCUACGGGCCCGUAAUUACUGAGGUCCUCACCUUCUUUCCUAUCCUACUGCUGUCCAUGUUUGCCGCUGUUUCUGCAUUGGAAGUCUUAGACCUCAGCUUGUUCAGUCGUGGCUUCGCCGAGGGCAUCCCGCCGCUGGCGUGCUACACUACCUUCUCCGUCGUUGAGAAUUACGUCGCUGGAGCCCUGCCCGCUUACAUGGGCUCCAAUGACUUCUUCACCAGAUCUGGCCUGCAACUCUUCAUUGCCUCUGCCUCUGCCGCUGUGGCCCCUUCCAAAUUCCUGCUGCUUGCCCUGCCGGCCAUUUUCCAUACCGUUCGCCUCAACCCCCAUUUCCCUGGCGCAACCACCACCGCCGUCUUGAAUGAGACGCUCCACGCAAACCAGUACACGCUCUUGGAGCGCCAGGAGUCCCUCACCGGCUACAUCUCCGUCAUCGAGAGCCAUGAGAACCAAUUCCGCCUGAUGCGCGCCGACCAUAGCCUGUUGGGUGGCGAAUGGCUCGUGAGCCCGCAGCGCCGGGCCAGCGGACAGACGCAGCCGGAAACCAUCUACACCGUCUUUACCAUGCUGGAAGCCGUGCGUCUCGCCGUAACCGGCGCCGUCAAUGAACAGCGCCCCGACUCGUCCAAGAGCGCCCUCAACAUCGGCCUGGGCAUCGGCACUGCGCCGACGGCGCUGAUCAAGCACGGCAUCAACACGACCAUCGUCGAGCUCGACCCGGCCGUGCACGCCAUGGCGACAAAGUACUUUGCGCUGCCGACCAACCACACGGCCGUGCUGCGCGACGCCGUCGCGUACGUCGGCGAAACGGCGGCCGUGGCGCCCGCCAGCUUCGACUACAUCAUCCACGACGUCUUCACCGGCGGCGCCGAGCCCACCGCCCUCUUCACGCUCGACUUCCUGACAGGGCUGAAGACCCUGCUCCGCCCCGACGGCGUCGUCGCCAUCAACUACGCCGGCGACCUCCGCCUCGCGUCGACCCGCCUCGUCCUCAACACCAUCCACGCCGUUUUCCCUUCGUGCCGCAUCUUCCGCGACCAGGCCAAGGAAGCGGAUGCCGGUGAGGACGACAUGGACUUUAUCAACAUGAUCGUCUUCUGCCGGCCCUCGAAGUCGCCUCUCGUCUUCCGCCAGCCUACCGACGCGGAUUUCCUCGGCAGCAUCGUCCGCCGCCGCACGCUGUAUCCGGCUAAGGACCUUGAGGUCAAGUUUAAGCCGGAUGAGGGCGCGCAGCUGCUCACGCCCGAGACGGUCGAGGUGUUGGAGAAGGGGCAUCGCGAGAGUGCUGUUAGCCAUUGGCGGAUCAUGCGGACUGUGCUGCCGGAUAAGAUUUGGGAGCUUUGGUGA
This is a messenger RNA of Lasiodiplodia theobromae, 1716 nucleotides long. Its product is annotated as Spermine spermidine synthase. Gene Ontology annotation, biological process: polyamine biosynthetic process. The transcript has a single exon. Bases 1 to 1716 code for a protein of 571 amino acids. NCBI's taxonomy places the organism in Eukaryota, Fungi, Ascomycota, Dothideomycetes, Botryosphaeriales, Botryosphaeriaceae. The record is from RefSeq and is a predicted model, not a curated record.